Molecule: messenger RNA, 2541 nt
Organism: Solanum pennellii
Lineage: Eukaryota; Viridiplantae; Streptophyta; Magnoliopsida; Solanales; Solanaceae
Product: (+)-neomenthol dehydrogenase-like
Exons: 10
Coding region: 1326-2291 (321 amino acids)
Cellular component (GO): membrane
Molecular function (GO): oxidoreductase activity, acting on the CH-OH group of donors, NAD or NADP as acceptor
Source: RefSeq, a predicted model, not a curated record
UUUCACAAUAACGACUUUCUUCUUCUUGUUGUUUUCUUGAGGAAGAGGGUGAUGAAAAAUUGUUGAUUAAAGGGUUAAUUUUUCGAUAUUUUACAGUAGAAAGAGGAAAUGACGGUCAGUUUCGAGUGCGGUGACGAAGAAACAAGCAAUGGUGGCGAAUUCAUCUGGGUUGGAGAAAUAAUCAGGCCGGAAAAUUGAAUGCUGGAGCGGCCAAGAAACUACUGGAAAUUUUUAAUAUCUCGAAUUCAUACAACUGUAUCUGCUCGUAAUGUGAUUUCUCACUCCUCCAAACUUGAAAUACGGAGGUUCCAGAUGCAAUGGAGAUGAUAUUUCAAUCUGCCCUGGCUUUGGGUAGAAAGGGAGUUGUACAUGCGUUUGUUGCUCCCAAAGUUAUAGAUGGAAAAAUACACCAUCUCCAGUUGGGGAACUUGGAAUGGUAGAGAUGACCCAGGCUCUGGAACUAAUUGAUGUUUGCUAUGAGCAGAUAUUUGAUGGUCAUGGAGGACCAGAGGCUGCAGCUCAUGUGAGGAAAAUUGUACUCAGAUUAUUAUUUACAGACACCAAUUUUCCUGAGACUUCAGAAGUUGAUGAUGCAUUUCUAGAAGGGGUUUGGAGAGUUCUCUUAGUAAGGGGUUUCUUCUAGCCAAUGACUGCAAUAUUAGCAGCUCUUGUGUUGGGAAGGAAGAGGACGAAAGUGUUGCGGAGAAAUCAAUUGAUGGUAUCGUUACAAAUUAUGAGUUGACAAAACAAUGCAUAGAGACAAACUUCAACUCUUAUUCACCAAGGAUUGUUAAUGUUGCUUCUUUCUUUGGAACUAUGACCCUUAACUAUGAAUACUAUGAAUGUACACAAGUAGACAUUUAAAUUUGUAUAAAAUUGAUCAAGUAGACACACGUGUUCUACAUGGCAUGAUACAUUUUAGACGUAAAUUUUUCAUGUAGAACGAAUGUGUCACUUUGUUCAAUUUUAUACAAGCUCAAGUGUCUACUUGUGCAUACCUAAAGUUAAGGAUCAUAAUUGCUAACUGACGCCAAGUUAAGGAUCAUGUUUAUAUAUUAUGCCAGAAUAAAAGUGAUAUGGGCAACUUGCUUUUAUGUAAACCUAGGAGUAGUAUAUAUAUAUACAAUAUAUAAUGGUCCUAGUCGCACUAAAAACCAACCCAAUACGCUGUUGGACAAAAAAUAUCCUUUCAAUAAUGGCAGAGAAAAUCACCAGCCUCCAGAGCACAAGGUAUGCAGUAGUGACUGGAGGGAACAAGGGAAUAGGAUAUGAAACAUGCAAGCAAUUAGCAAGCAAAGGAUUAGUGGUAGUGUUGACAUCAAGAGAUGAAAAAAGAGGGAUUGAAGCUAUUGAAAGGCUUAAAAAGGAGUCGAACUUUACUAAUGAUCAAGUUUUGUUUCAUCAACUUGAUGUUAUGGAUCCACUUAGUAUUUCUUCACUUGUGGACUUCAUCAACACAAAAUUUGGAAGGCUUGAUAUUCUGGUAUGCAAUAGUGACUGGAGGAAACAAAGGAAUAGGAUAUGAAACAUGCAAGCAAUUAGCAAGCAAAGGAGUAGUGGUAGUGUUGACAUCAAGAGAUGAAAAAAGAGGGAUUGAAGCUAUUGAAAGGCUUAAAAAGGAGUUAAACAUUACUAAUAAUAAUGAUCACAUUUUGUUUCAUCAACUUGAUGUUAUGGAUCCAGAUAGUAUUUCUUGUCUUGUGGACUUUAUCAACACAAAAUUUGGAAGGCUCGAUAUUCUGGUUAACAACGCAGGGGUUGGUGGAUUAAUGGUGGAAGGAAAUCUUGUUAUACUAAAAAAUUUAAUUGAAGGAGAUUUCGAGACCAUUUCUACUGAAAAUGAAGAAGAGGAAGAAAGUGUUGUGGAGAAAUCAAUUGAUGGUAUCGUUACAAAUUAUGAGUUGACAAAACAAUGCAUAGAGACAAACUUUUAUGGUGCAAAAAGGAUGAGUGAAGCAUUUAUCCCUCUCCUUCAACUCUCUAAUUCACCAACGAUUGUUAAUGUUGCUUCUUUCUUAGGAAAAUUGAAGUUAUUGUGCAACGAAUGGGCUAAAAAAGUGCUAAGUGUGUCAAAAGCAUCGUUGAUUGCCUACACAAGAGUUUUAGGUUCAAAAUAUCCGAAUUUUCGCGUAAAUUCGGUGUGCCCUGGCUAUUGUGGCACAGACAUGACUGCAUAUACUGGAAGCUUAACUGCUGAAGAAGGUGCUGAAAGCUUGGUGAAACUUGCUUUGCUGCCAAAUGAUGGACCUUCUGGGGUCUAUUUUUACAAGAAGGACGUCACCUCUUUUUGAACAUUUAGCUAAUUCAACUUUUAAGUAAUAACUUAUUAUCAAUCAACUGCUCCAUAAGAAAUAAGUCGAGUUGGUUAUAUGAAUUAUUUGUCUAUUCAGCUAGAUUAUGUUUUAUUCUUACUUGUACUGCUUUCAUUGCAAACAACAGGCCUACUUAUAAGUGUCAUGUUGCUCAGACACUUUAAAAAAAAGUUCAACUUGUGUCUGAAUCCAAAAAUAAUAGUAUGGUGCUUGUGUUUGAUACUCAAAA